Messenger RNA from Leucoraja erinaceus (little skate), 2619 nucleotides. It is a transcript of the gene mcm7, whose product is annotated as minichromosome maintenance complex component 7. The transcript is spliced from 17 exons. The coding region runs from base 271 to 2436 and encodes 721 amino acids. Gene Ontology annotation, biological process: double-strand break repair via break-induced replication; DNA replication initiation; DNA strand elongation involved in DNA replication. The record is from RefSeq and is a predicted model, not a curated record. NCBI's taxonomy places the organism in Eukaryota, Metazoa, Chordata, Chondrichthyes, Rajiformes, Rajidae. Gene Ontology annotation, molecular function: ATP binding; single-stranded DNA binding; single-stranded DNA helicase activity. Gene Ontology annotation, cellular component: MCM complex; nucleus.
GGGAGAGAGAACCCCCCCCCCACAACCCGGCGCUGUGGCACAGUCCGCGCUCGCUCACGUGGGCGCCGCUUCGCGCCACUUUCAGUCUCCGCGCCGCGCGGGUGGAGAGAGAGGGAGCGCGAGCGUGAGUUUCAGUUUGAGUUUGAGUGAGGGAGCGCGAGGAGAGUGAGGGAGCGCCCGACCGGAGAAGGUCCAGGAGAGGGAGCGUCCAGUCCGGGCCGGGCCGGGGGUAGAAGGUCCCGGCGUCAGGAGCGGCCAACAGCAUCAGCCAUGGCGCCCAGAGAUUACCAGAGCGAGAAGGAGAAAUGCAUCAAGUUCCUGCAGGAGUUCUACACCGAUAAUGAAUUUGGGAAGAAGCAAUUCAAAUAUGUCGACCAAUUGGUGCAAGUUGCCCACCGCGAGCAGGUGGCUCUCUACAUCGACCUGGACGAUAUCGCGGAGGAGGACCCCGAGCUGGUCGACUCCAUCUGUGACAACACUUGCCGUUACGUCAACCUCUUCGCCGAUGCCGUGCAGGACUUACUGCCCCAGCACAAGGAGAAGGAGGUGGUGAGUAAGGACGCCCUGGAUGUCUACAUCGAGCAUCGGCUGAUGAUGGAGCAGAGGACCCGCGACCCCAAUGAAGUCCACGACGCGCGCAACCAGUACCCAGCGGAGCUGCUGCGGCGAUUCGAGGUUUACUUCAAGCAUUCCAGCACGAUGAAGCCCAAGGUGGUGAGGGACGUGAAGGCGGACAGCAUUGGCAAGCUGGUGACUGUGCGGGGCAUUGUCACCCGGGUGACCGAGGUCAAGCCCAUGAUGGUGGUGGCCACCUACACGUGCGACCAGUGCGGAGCCGAGACCUACCAGCCGAUUCAAUCUCCCACCUUCAUGCCGCUGAUCAUGUGUCCCAGCCGCGAAUGUCAAACCAACAAAUCGGGCGGAAGGCUUUACCUGCAGUCCCGAGGCUCCAAGUUCAUCAAGUUCCAGGAGAUUAAGAUCCAGGAACACAGCGACCAGGUGCCAGUGGGGAACAUCCCCCGCAGUCUGACCGUGUACUCCAGAGGGGAAAACACCAGGCUGGCUCAGCCCGGCGACCACGUCAGCAUCACCGGCAUCUUCCUGCCUUUGUUGAAAGCGGGCUUCCGGCAAGUAGUGCAGGGUCUGCUCUCCGAGACGUACUUGGAAGCUCACAAGAUCAGUCAGAUGAAUAAAACAGAUGAGGACGAGUUGGGAACACAGGAGCUGAGUGAGGAAGAGCUGCGUCAAAUCACGGAGGAUGACUUCUACGAGAAGCUGGCAGCUUCAAUUGCCCCCGAGAUCUACGGCCACGAGGAUGUGAAGAAGGUGCUGCUCCUACUCCUGGUCGGGGGGGUGAACCAGUCUCCGAAAGGGAUGAAGAUCAGAGGAAACAUCAACAUCUGCCUGAUGGGAGAUCCCGGUGUGGCCAAGUCCCAGCUGCUCUGCUACAUUGACCGGCUCGCUCCAAGGAGUCAGUACACGACGGGCCGCGGUUCCUCGGGCGUGGGCCUGACGGCGGCUGUGAUGAAGGACACGGUGACGGGUGAGAUGAUUCUGGAGGGUGGCGCGCUGGUGCUGGCCGACCAGGGCAUCUGCUGCAUCGAUGAGUUCGACAAGAUGAUGGACACUGACAGGACUGCCAUCCAUGAGGUGAUGGAGCAACAGACCAUCUCCAUCGCAAAGGCCGGCAUCAUGACCACGCUGAACGCACGCUGCUCGAUCCUGGCCGCCGCCAACCCCGCCUACGGCCGCUACAACCCCAAGAAGACCAUCGAGCAGAACAUCCAGCUUCCCGCCGCCCUGCUGUCCAGGUUCGACUUGCUCUGGCUCAUUCAGGACAAGCCCGACCGGGAGAACGACCUGAGGCUCGCUCAACACAUCACAUAUGUCCAUCAGCACUGCAAACAGCCCCCCUCCCAGUUCAAGCCGCUCGACAUGAAGCUCAUGAGACGCUACAUCACGCUGUGCAAGAAGAAGGAGCCGGUGAUUCCCGAGUCGCUGUCUGACUACAUCACCGCCGCCUACGUGGAGAUGAGGAAGGAGUCGAGGGUCAACAAGGACACCACCUUCACCUCGGCCAGGACCCUGCUGUCCAUUCUGCGUAUCUCCAUCGCCCUGGCUCGCCUUCGCCUGGUCGAUACGGUGGAGAAGGAAGAUGUGAACGAGGCGAUGAGGCUGAUGGAGAUGUCCAAGGACUCUCUCUGUGGAAACCGCGACCAGACCACCAGGUCUCGGCGCCCAGCAGACAUGAUCUUCGCCACCAUCCGGGAGAUGGUUCCGGGAGGUGCCGGCCGUACGGUCAAAUACUCCGAGGCCGAACAGCGUUGUGUCUCCAAGGGCUUCACCCCGGCCCAGGUGGAGAAUGCACUGGAGGAGUACGAGGAGCUCAACGUCUGGCAGGUGAACCAAGCCCGCACCAAGAUCACCUUUGUCUGAGCCGCUGGUGGGUCUUGUCUCCACGCCUUGUCCCCACCCGCCCCGUUUUACAUUGGCGCACCCUGCCUCCUGCAGUCCCCAUCAGUGCCACGUCCCCACUCGCUUGCUCGCUCCUUCUUCAGCUGUCGUAAAGGUUUCGGGAUGUUUUCGUUAAUAAAAUGUAUUUUUGCCUUUUUCCCCCCC